This is a messenger RNA of Portunus trituberculatus (swimming crab), 1517 nucleotides long. Its product is annotated as somatostatin receptor type 2-like. Gene Ontology annotation, biological process: G protein-coupled receptor signaling pathway. Bases 264 to 1517 code for a protein of 417 amino acids. Gene Ontology annotation, cellular component: neuron projection; membrane. The record is from RefSeq and is a predicted model, not a curated record. Gene Ontology annotation, molecular function: peptide binding; somatostatin receptor activity. NCBI's taxonomy places the organism in Eukaryota, Metazoa, Arthropoda, Malacostraca, Decapoda, Portunidae. The transcript has a single exon.
GGCGUGCGCCUGAGCAGCAGCAGCAGCAGCAGCAGCAGCACCUCACGUGUGGCCGCCGCGCCGAGGCUGCCAGGUCCCUGCGGGCCAGUGCCGCUUCGCGCCGGCCCGGGACACCCAGCGGGACUCGCCAGCUCAAGGCGCCUCACGCUGAUAUGACUGUGGCACGGAGGCGCGGAGUGGUCGCCGCGCCCUCCCCCAGCACCCACUAGACCCGCGCCCCUGCACCCGCCGCCACAGAACGCCCCUCCGCCGCCGCCGCCGCCAUGAACCACUCGCUGGACACCGAGUAUGACUUCAACGACACCUUCCCCCUCAAUUGCUCGUACCUGCACGAGUCAGGCCUGGGCCCGCCUGACCAGAACUGCUCCCUGGGCAUCUUCAAGGGCGGUAUGUCCCCCAUCCACAUGGUGGCCAAUGUCAUCAUGCAGGCGUGCUAUGCCGUGGCCUGUCUGGUGGGACUGUGCGGCAACACGCUGGUCAUCUACGUGGUCACCAGGUUUUCCAAGAUGCAGACGGUCACUAACCUGUACAUCCUGAACCUCGCCAUCGCGGACGAGCUCUUCGUGAUUGGGGUUCCCUUUCUGAUGACCACCUCGGUGCUGGGCCACUGGCCCUUUGGGUCCAUCAUGUGCAAGCUGUACAUGAUCACCACCUCGCUCAACCAGUUCACCAGCUCGCUGUUCCUCACCAUCAUGAGCGCCGAUCGCUACAUCGCCGUGUGUCACCCCAUCAGCUCGCCAAAGUUCCGCACGCCCAUGAUCUCCAAGCUGGUGUCGCUCACCGCCUGGACGCUCUCCGCCCUCAUGAUCGUGCCGGUCUUCAUGUACUCCAACACGCUGGAGGUGAACAACCUCACCAACUGUAACAUCGUGUGGCCUGACGGGUUCGGGGUGAACGGACAGGUGGUGUUCACGCUGUACUCGCUGGUGCUGGCCUUCACCGUGCCCGUGGUGCUCAUCUUCAUCUUCUACAGCCUGGUGCUGCACAAGCUCAAGACGGUCGGGCCCAAGUCCAAAUCCAAGGAGAAGAAGAAGAGCCACCGCAAGGUGACCAAGAUGGUGCUGACGGUGAUCACGGUGUACGUGCUGUGCUGGCUGCCCUACUGGGUGCUGCAGCUCACGCUCAUCCUCACGCCCCCCGGGGAGGGCCAGAGUCCCUUCAUGGUUGUGCUGUUCCUCAUCUCCUCCUGCCUCUCCUACAUCAACUCCGCCAUCAACCCCAUCCUGUACGCCUUCCUCAGCGACAACUUCAAGAAGAGCUUCCUGAAGGCGUGUACUUGCGCCGCCCGCAGGGACGUCAACAGCAUCCUGGCAGCCGAGAACUCCAUGUUCACGCGGCGGCGUGGCGGCUCCUCGCGAGCCCGCAGUGUGAAAAGCCGCGACACGGAACAGCGGGACGCCCAUGGCCCGGUGAUUAGGGAGGAGCCCACCACGGCCAUCACCAUGACCACGCGGUACGCCCACAGCCACGCCGCCAAGGAGAACGGCAACCAGGAGAUGCCCACCUCCCAGCUCUGA